Molecule: messenger RNA, 2699 nt
Organism: Chiroxiphia lanceolata (lance-tailed manakin)
Lineage: Eukaryota; Metazoa; Chordata; Aves; Passeriformes; Pipridae
Gene: SKAP2
Product: src kinase associated phosphoprotein 2
Exons: 13
Coding region: 36-1061 (341 amino acids)
Cellular component (GO): plasma membrane; cytoplasm
Molecular function (GO): protein binding
Source: RefSeq, a predicted model, not a curated record
AGCCCCGCCCGCGCCCCGUCCCCGCUGCCCGCACCAUGUCCUGCGCUCCCGCCGUGCCCGUCGUCCCCGAGGACGUCUGCAGCCUCCUGGCAGAUGUUGAAACAUUUGUUUCCCAAAUGCUAAAAGGAGAAAAUCUAUCCAAGAAAGCAAAAGAAAAAAGGGAACUUCUUCUUAAGAAGAUAAAGGAUGUUAAGGCAAGUUACUCUCGGGAGUUCCCGGAGGAAGAACUGGAAGAUGAGGACAAGUCUGAGAACUCUCUUUCUUCACCUCUUGAUAGUGUCUCAAUAGCAUCUGACCGAUAUGAUAAAGAGGAUGAAGCACCUUCUGAUGGGAAUCAGUUUCCUCCUGUUGCAGCUCAGGAUCUUCAGUUUGUUCUGAAGGCUGGAUACUUGGAAAAACGUAGAAAAGAUCACAGUUUUCUUGGCUUUGAAUGGCAGAAGCGUUGGUGUGCUAUCAGUAAGACGAUCUUCUACUAUUAUGGAAGUGACAAAGACAAACAACAGAAAGGUGAAUUUGCCUUAGAGGGCUACACCAUCAGAAUGAAUAAUAGCCUUCGGAAGGAUGCAAAGAAAGAUUGCUGUUUUGAAAUCUCUGCUCCUGAUAAGCGCAUUUAUCAGUUUACAGCUGCCACUCCCAAAGAAGCAGAGGAAUGGGUACAGCAAGUCAAAUUUGUAAUUCAAGAUACAGGAUCUAAUACUAUUCCUGAGGAGGAGGAAGAGGAAUACGAUGAUGUUGAACAAGUGAACAGUGAACCGACAGAUGAGAGCAUUUAUGAAGAAGUUAAAGAAGAACGGGUUCCUUCAAAGGCUGAAGUGCCAAGAAAAGAGAGCCAGGAGGAUGUUACCACUGAUUCAGAUAGCGAAAAUAUCGAUUAUGCCAAUUUCUAUCUAGGUUUGUGGGACUGCACAGCAGAUGUACCUGAUGAGUUGACAUUUAAACGAGGUGACGUUAUCUACAUUCUCAGCAAGGAGUACGAUGAAUAUGGCUGGUGGGUAGGAGAAAUGAAGGGAACCGUUGGCUUGGUGCCUAAAGCCUACAUAAUGGAGAUGUAUGAUAUUUGAGAGGCCUGGAUACUUCUGCGGAGUCAAAUCUGGAUACCGUGGAAUUCUGAUACAAGUUAUGCAACAAAUCUUCAGUGCUACGUGGAUGAGUACCUGCGGUCUCGCUGUCAAAUCCAGAAUGUUGUGGCUGAAAACAUCGGUUGAAACAAAAAGCUACGCUAAAAUACUACCACUUAUGGACAAGGGGUUGGGCAAGUCAGAGUUAAUACUUUAAAUACUCUUGUUUUGGAGCCGUGCUUUGCCAUUAGCAUGCAAGAUCAACUUUUUUGAAGCUUCCCACACAGUUGAUUUGUGAGACCCUUAAUCUGCCAAGGAGGCUGAUCAGGCCAAUGUGUGAGUUGCUGAGCCUGUGCAGGUCCCUGUGUAGUUGCUUGUGCUGUUUAUGCUUCAGGCGGACCCUGGAAACAGUGUGGGUUAAAAGGUAACGUUAGCCUGAACUCAGAAUUCGGAUCCUUUCAGUAAACUGAGAUGUUAUGCUUUGUGUUAGGUAAUGUAUGGUCCUUGCUGGUACACUGGAUUCUAAUAGACGUCAAACGGGCUACGGAGUUUUGUUUCAAUUUUUUAAAAAGAGAUAGUCAUUGAAAUGGAUUCUGUGCGUUAUCAGCAAAGCAUUAAAAUGAUAGAUUAUAGUCUUCAGAUCUUUUACUACUUUAAUUUGUCAAGCGUACCGGUGGAUUGUGUACAGAAUGUGAAGCGUUAAUAGCAGGGCUGGAAACGCUCCUUCUCCCUUGUUAACAUGGCAGCGCCAUAAAUCUGCCCACCGAAAUGGCUUUUUAUUAAUUGCGUGAUUCCGAAUCCCUGCACCGUCACCACCUACUUUUUUUUUUGGAGUAAACCCCGUUCCCCCCUCCCCCCAUAUCCUUGAGACCAAAUGCCUACGGACGAGACUUGAUUCAGCGCGGGGCCGGCGCCGGGGUGCCGCUGCCGAGCCGGGGGCGGCCCCGGCCCGGGCCCUGCGCUGCGCGGCUGCGGCGCUGGGUGGCAGCAAAUUUUCAUGGGACGGGAGGAGGCGGAGGCGGAUCCCGAUCCCGUCCCUGUCCCCUUCCCCCUCCGUGCUGUCCGUCCCGCGCCGCUUCUGCCUUUUUUCCAGGAGAGGGAGUCCUUACCCAAGCGAUGAGGGGCAGGGCUGCCCAGAGCGGCCUCUCCUGGGUGGUGGCAACCAAAGAAAUCAAGUGGCUUUUGUCUGUAGUUCUGCUUUAGGGCUUCCCCCUCUUGGUACUUGGGGGAAGGGGGGGAGGGGAAGUAAACAAACUACCUUAACAUGUAAAACGUAAAAGAUAUCUGAAACUCACUGGAAAUGUCUUGGAAUAACGUCUCAAACGAAUGGUUUACUUUAAAUCGGUGCAAAUAACAUAACCUUUUUUGGAUAAGAAAAUCUCUGUUAAUACAGCUUAAACAAAACUCGGAGGUAGAAAAUGCUAAUCACAUUAUUUUCUUUGUUGCUUAGGUUGCUCUUGCCUUUCAUGAGCAGUGAGUGAAUUUUAUAAAAGGUGAUUGUAACUCAUAUAUUGUACAGUGUUUUACUUGAUUAUUUGCUCUGUUCUGGAUUUGUACGAUCCUGCCAUUAGAUCUUAUAAUAAUGUUCUACUCUGCAAAUUUUUAAGGUUCAAAUAAAGUUUAAUUGUUUGCAAACUGUUA